Messenger RNA from Erigeron canadensis, 1698 nucleotides. Its product is annotated as translation initiation factor eIF-2B subunit beta. The transcript is spliced from 10 exons. The record is from RefSeq and is a predicted model, not a curated record. Bases 196 to 1443 code for a protein of 415 amino acids. Lineage: Eukaryota; Viridiplantae; Streptophyta; Magnoliopsida; Asterales; Asteraceae. Gene Ontology annotation, biological process: translational initiation. Gene Ontology annotation, cellular component: eukaryotic translation initiation factor 2B complex. Gene Ontology annotation, molecular function: translation initiation factor activity; guanyl-nucleotide exchange factor activity.
GCAACAAUCACUGAAGGUCUGAAGCUCUUUAUUUGGAAUAUAUUUUAUAUUAAUAUUAAUAUAUUUUUUUAAUUAGGGUUUUGAAAUCCCUCUUUCCACCCCUUCAUUCCUUAUCAAUCAAUCAAUCAAUCAAUUAAGCCCUAAUUCCAAAACUUACUUACAGAAGUGAUUAUUAUAAUUAACUGUAAAAUAAUCAUGCCGGAUACACAUGCACUUGUUAAUGAGUUCCUAACGAAGCUCAGAAGACGUAAGAUUGAAGGUUCAAAGGCUGCUGCAAAGCUGACAGCAGAGUUACUGCGUACAGUAAUAUCGCAGCAGCGAAUUCCGAAUACGAAUCAAGCCGGGGCGCUUGUCGAUGCUAUCAAAGCUAUUGGUGAACAGCUUGUUGCUGCUAAUCCUGUUGAACUUGCUGUCGGUAAUAUUGUGAGGCGUGUUCUCCAUAUAAUUAGGGAAGAGGAUCUUUCACUCACGACAUCUGCUAUUGAUGGGUUGAAUUUAUCAACGGUUAGUGAUGAUGAAAAUGAUGGUGAACGAGGUGAUUAUCCAGCUCUAUCAGCUGCUGCUGUUGCUGCUGCUGCUAGAAAUUCCCUGAGAGCUCCAUCUUUGCAAACCCUUAUAGAAGAUGUGCCUCACUCUGCAACUGUUCACCAUUCUUACUCUUCUGCGGAGGAUUCCGAAGAAAAAACCAAAUCUACUGACAAAAAUUCAAGGAGUAGAAAGCUAAAACAUAAUGUAAUCGAGACCGUCAAUGAACUUAUUCAAGAUAUUGCAACUUGUCAUGAGCAGAUUGCUGAACAAGCAGUUGAGCAUAUUCAUCAUAAUGAGGUUAUAUUGACCUUAGGAAGUUCAAAAACCGUAAUCGAGUUUCUUUGUGCCGCAAAGGAGAAGAAGAGAUCAUUUCGAGUGUUUGUAGCAGAAGGUGCUCCUAGGUAUGAAGGACACAUGCUUGCAAAAGAAUUGAUCGAUCGGGGACUACAAACGACAUUAAUUACCGAUUCUGCUGUAUUUGCAAUGAUUUCUCGUGUGAACAUGGUUAUUGUUGGGGCUCAUGCGGUGAUGGCAAAUGGUGGCGUUAUUGCACCUGUUGGAUUAAAUAUGGUUGCACUGGCAGCUCAAAGGCAUGCUGUCCCUUUUGUAGUUCUUGCUGGCAUUCAUAAGCUCUGUCCCCUGUAUCCUCACACACCAGAGGUUCUAUUAAACGAACUGAAGUCCCCAUCUGAUUUAUUGGAUUUUGGAGAGUUCUCAGAUUGUAUGAAUUCUGCCACAGGCAUUGGCUCACCUCUUCUUCAUGUUGUGAACCCUGCAUUUGACUAUGUGCCACCAAAGCUUGUCAGUUUAUUUAUCACGGACACUGGAGGGCACAACCCAUCAUACAUGUAUCGGCUAAUUGCUGAUUAUUACGCUGCUGAUGAUUUGGUCUUACAACCCAAGCAUGCUUCUUGACAUUGCUCUAUCGAUAUCCAUUAUUUGUUCAUGAUGUAAGCCAUCUCAUGCUUCAAGUAGUUCUUUGAUAAAUAUCGACAUAAUACGUGGAUGGUUCUCACUUCUCAGCAAUCAGGGUAAACAUGUUUCAAUUGUGAUAUGUGCAAGGGACUACGAGUAAGAUGCUCUUGUGUUAGAUUGGUGUUUUUGAAACCUACUUUCCAUCUUUCUAGAUAUCAAAAGUAGUAGCAAUUUUGAUGGGUCAUUGCUGACUAA